This is a messenger RNA of Patella vulgata (common limpet), 4692 nucleotides long. RefSeq names its product beta-1,3-galactosyltransferase 1. NCBI's taxonomy places the organism in Eukaryota, Metazoa, Mollusca, Gastropoda, Patellidae. The transcript has 2 exons. Gene Ontology annotation, cellular component: membrane. The record is from RefSeq and is a predicted model, not a curated record. Gene Ontology annotation, molecular function: hexosyltransferase activity. Bases 272 to 1300 code for a protein of 342 amino acids.
AGCGCAGUGACGUACUAGGAACCAGCCUAAUGUCAUUUAGAGCAGGUUGUCCAGUCUAACGGCCAGCUUGAUUCGCAGUUAGCGAAGGGUGACUAUUCUUAGUGAAGGAUGAGAAAGUGACGGCUGACUUGAUCUCGGCGGAUGAAAAAGAGACGGCUGAGUUGAUCACGGCUCUUAUCCAGAUUUUGUAAAACUCUCGGUCGUUGCUUCAUAUGUAACUAAUAUGUCAUCGUGUCAAAUGUGAUGUAGGCCUACUGCCUGGUGGUUUUUAAUGAAGAAUUUAACAAAGAAAGUUAUCAAAAUUGUAGGCCUUUGUCUGACUUUAUUUUUUUACAUUCAGUAUGUACAACUGGUGGAAAUCAUACAAACCUUCUUCCAAUAUAAACUUUCAUGUUCCAUGGUGGAAAGUAGAAAUGAGGAUUUAACAAUACAUUAUCAUAACAGAUCUAAAGCAGUAACUUUUGAUUUGGCUAAUAUUCGAUUUAUAAACAUUGGUAAACCAUGUCCGACUGACAGGCAGAUCUUUCUGACCAUCUGCAUAGUCUCUUCACCGCAAAAUGGUCCUUCAAGAGAUGUCAUUCGCAAAACGUGGGCGUCAAAUUCAAUGAAUAAUAAAAUACAUUAUAUCUUCAUGGUCGGAAAAAGUGAGGUUUCGGGUAUCAGCUUGAAAAUUGCUGAGGAAAGUAAGAGAGAGAACGACAUUGUAUUUAUAGACUAUGAAGAUUCCUACAGAAAUUUAACUUAUAAAAGUGUAGCCAUUUUGAAAUGGUCAUCCAUUUUUUGUGCAGAAUCAAAGUAUAUUGUGAAAAUAGACGAUGAUAUUUUUGUGGACAUUCCAGCUUUGUUUAAUAUAUUACUAAAUAUAACGUAUCCUAAAGUUAUUGUUGGACAUGUUAUUAGAGAGGCAUUACCAAAACGUAGAGUGAAAUCAAAAUGGUUUGUUGGUGCAAAGGAUUAUUAUAAAGAAAUUUAUCCAGAUUAUAUUACAGGUGUAUGUUAUGCCAUAUCGACUGAUUUAUUACAAGGGAUGCUUGACGCAGCAAAUAGAUGUCAUAUACUGCCAAUAGAAGACAUAUAUGUCACUGGAAUAUUAGGGCAUCAAGCUGGGGCAAGGUUUGUGGGAAAUUGUGGAUUUUCUUUUACAGGUAUUUCAGUAGAAGGUUGGUCUCGAAAUCAUCUUGUUAUUAUGGCCCACAAGUAUCACCCCAGUGAAGUACAAGCCAUAUGGGACAUGAGACAGUCAUUUAUUCCUAAAACUACAUCUUGGAUGACAUAUUUGUCACAUUUAUUGAUUGUAUAGAUAACUAUUUCUUUUUAAAAUCCAAUAAAAUUCAAUUCUAUGUCGUAGCAUUGUAGUCAGGCAGUUAGGGUACUGGACACUUGGAAUUCAGGUAUGGGCAGUGCCACUGUCAGUCAGGGAUAUCAAAUGUUGCCUUGUUGUUUGUUGAGCUGCAGUGACUCAGUAAGACGUUGGCUCGCAAACCUGGAGGUCCCAUGUUUGGUCCGUUUGUUGGCCGAGAAAGUUCAUCAGGAUUUUCAGGCGUGGAAGACAGAGUGCCUGGAAAGGGACAACGUUUAGUUAUUCGCCUGUGAUGAAAAAACAAGGUACCGUGUACACAUUGGCAUGCACGUAAAGAUCCCCUGACAACCUGACAGUUGAAAUCCAAUAUGAGUGUAGAGGGUUGCACCGCUGUCAGGCCCCAUUUUCACUUACAGCACACUGUAAGGCGUAAGCCAGUGUUCAUAAGCCCAGUUGGUGCAGAAAAGCAGAAUGUUAAACCCCAUUUCAUUUGUAUCAAUAUGUUUUACAGGUUUUCACAGAACAGUAGUUUAUUUUACUGUAUGAAGUUAUUUUUUGUAUUUAAAACAAAGAUGUUAAGUGUAGGCCUCUAUAUAAGUUUUUACAACUGAAAUCUUGCACGAUUUUAUUAUGGAAUGUCUUUUAACGCUAGAGUAAAAUGUAUUUUCAAAUGAUAAGGCCACAAUAAAAAACAAUUGAUACUUAACUGCAUAACUUAACUGGGACGCCGGACUUAAAGAUGCAUUAUGCAAGAGCUAAAUCAAAUGAUAUUGAUAAGGCCACAAAAAAAAAUGAUACUUCUGCAUAACUUAAAGCGAGAAUUUCAAAUUUUCUAAGAAAGUGAAAACAUAAUUAUUUCUAUGUCUUUUGCUCAAUAGGUUAUCAAAUCACUAUUAUACGAUCAUCGGCAUUAUUUCCCACCCUUAAAAAUCUAUGACACAGGAAAUAACAACACAAUUACCUGCCCUGUUUUGCUAUUGACAACAUGGGGCAGCCAUUUUCCAAUGUUGGAAUUUGAAGUUAAAAAUGAUAUUUUUGCCAAUUUCUCAGCUGGCAAUAGCGAAUUAUAUAAUGAAUAGGAUUAUUCUUUAACAAGGUAGGACUGUUUAUGGAUACCAUCUAUUUUAAGGCUUUAUUUUAAUACAUUUUAAAAAUAUAACUUUAAAUGGGACCCCGGACUUAAAGAUGCAUUAUGCAAGAGCCAAAUCUGCUUGUUGCAGGUCUUUCUUCUGGCAUCAAAUAUUGUAUAAAUUAUUAUUAAGACUUUUAUGAACAUGACAAGCCUAUGAUUAACUUUCUACACCACUGUAUGGCCGAGAUUUAUAUAGAUUUAAACAUCCACAAGUUUUAAAUAUAUAAUGAUAACAUGGACAGUCUAUGCUACAUCUUCAGACAAAUCAUAACUUUGCUCAGAAUAAAGUAAUUUGAAUGAAACUUUCAACAUAUUCAUUUUACAAUAUCUAUUUUUGAAUUAUUAUCUAAAAAUUACAUAAUUCAUCUUUAACAGUUUCAUUAAUUACCAUGAGUUCAUAUUUCCCCCCAGUUACAGGAAGUAAUCGACAAAAAAAUUUUGAAUGAAGCAGGAAGUGUACCACGGGCUCAAUUAUCAAUUAAGCAACCGUGAUAAAUGCUAUUGACUAUUGUAAAUCAUACUGGUGGAUAAUCAUACCUUCCUAUAAACAAAGGGAUGAGAUGAACGUAGUGCCUUGAAAUGUGAUGUUUAUGAUAAGUCAAUUAACAACAUGAUCCUGUGACAAAUUAAAGUCACAAAACCAGAAUAUUUGUUUUGUAUGGCCUAAUAAAUUGAUAUUAUGAGUACUUUCAGACAAUCCAGUGCUGCAUUUUCAUUGAAUUUUUAUAUAUGUAUAUUAAUGCCAAUAAUGUGUUCAAAUUUUGUCCUGAAAUCACCUAUUUUGUUUCGAGUGGACGUUAAACCCAAUCUGAUUAAAAUAUAGAUCUAUAUUUCGUUGUGUUUUUUUUUUUUAUACUUUCUAUGGCCUACACUAUAUGAAGAUCUGACAAGUUAUAAUGGGAGUUAACGUCAGGGGUCAAACAAACAGCUGUUGACCCUGUGACGUCAGACAUUAAUUGAUCAAUCAGCGUUGACGUUUCUAGUGGUUUACCCACAGUUCCGUGAAUUAAAAGGUCAAGAAGUCCCCGUAACAGACCGUUUCUUUGGCUAAUCCCUCACAUCGUUCAGAACACAUCAAUGAUAACAACUCUUCCAGAUCCUAGUGUAGUAAAGACAAGUAAAACGAAAUUUUGAACUAUAAAAACCAAACGAAAUAGGAUCUGUGUUUUAAUCAGAUUGCAGUAAACCUCAUUUCUCUCUACCUAAUAGAUAAUGACAUCAUUGUUAUAUCAUUAACAAUUGGUUAGCAUAUCAUUAAAUUAAUCAUCAUGGAUUAUUGUAUUGUUUUGAGAGCUUUUAUGUUUGACAAUGCUGCCGAUUUUACAGGGUAGCUCUUGUCUUCAUGAUUCUGUCUUCCUUAGCAGAAAAGUAGGACGUUCAACCCCAUUUCAUUUAAUACAGGGUAACUACACUCCAUACUAAUAUUAAUGCAUUCAAAUCUUGCCGUAGUUAGUUUUUUGUUUUAUAUUAUUAUGAUAUUAUGUUCUAAGAUCUUUAACAGUCAUUGUUGUUGGUAUUUUACAGGAGAGCCGAAAAAAGCUCCCCUUAAUCAACAAAUUGAAAAAAUCGCUCCCCUAAAAAAACUCUCCCAGUUUAGAUAAGAAAAGUGAUUUAGAAAUUAAGGAGAGUGAACUGAUAUGAAGGAGAGUUUGUAUGGGAAAUGGUUCUGAAGAUCAAUAACUGCAUGUUACAGGAUAAUUCCUGGUUUCAUAAAUAUGAUAAUAAACCUUCCAUGAUGACUUUGUAAAGGAGAGCGAUUUUCAAUUUUAAGGGGAGGGAGAAAAACAUCUCCUUGGUUGACAUUCAGGUGAGCGACAGACGCUCGAGAGCGAUCGCUCGCCUUAAAAAAACAGUGACUGCUGUGAUGAUAACUUCCAUUAGAAUUUAUUUUUGUUAAUGUUUUAAUAAGGAUAAUUUAAGGUGCUGGAUAUAUAGAAUACUUAAAAAAAUUACUUAAAAAAAUUUAUAAUUUUGUUUUGAAUUUACACACAGUCACCAUUUAUUUACAUUUAAUAUAUUAUUUUGAAUUUACACCCAUUACUAUUAUUAACAUUUAUUAAAAAGAAUAAAAAAAAUUUAAAAAUAAUAUGUUAUUUUCAUACUUGAGUAUGUAUGCAUUAUGCUGUCACCCAUGUCUGUCCAUCCCUCAACAAUUGGCUCAUUAACAUGGCAGAUGUAACAUCCUGGAUUAUGGCCCCUUUUUGUUUUUGUUCUUUUUAGCUUGUUCUCUGUCCAUCUCUUGCAAAAUGUGGGAGUAUCU